Molecule: messenger RNA, 2164 nt
Organism: Juglans microcarpa x Juglans regia
Lineage: Eukaryota; Viridiplantae; Streptophyta; Magnoliopsida; Fagales; Juglandaceae
Product: protein HOTHEAD-like
Exons: 5
Coding region: 270-2000 (576 amino acids)
Molecular function (GO): flavin adenine dinucleotide binding; oxidoreductase activity, acting on CH-OH group of donors
Source: RefSeq, a predicted model, not a curated record
GGUUUCACAUCAUGUCAUCAUGCAUUUGAUCUACUAGGAUUGAGGACAUUGAUCAGGCUUUAUGAAGUGGGUUAAAAUUGAUGUUGUGGCCUAAAAGUACUAUGAGUCUCUAACAAAUGAAAGGCGGGGGAUUGUUGAGCUGAGAGUUCGUACGUAUAUAAUAUUAUUCUUCUUCCCUCGAGAAUAGAUCGGUUUUUGAGUUCUGUAAAGAGGAUUUCAGAAAUUACUUUAAUGCUACUGUGAAUAAUUAAGUGCAUUCUGGUUCAGUAAUGGAUUUGCAAUGUACGCUUAUUGGGGCUAUUCUUCCUUGGAUUCUUUUGUUUCAUGGCUUUGUUCACUCAGAAAAAGCUCCCUACAACACAUUCGUCAAAGAAGCAACUUCAGCACCAGCAGUCUUAUAUUACGACUACAUUACAAUUGGCGGAGGGACCUGUGGCUGUCCACUCGCAGCAAGCCUCUCACAGGGUGCAAGGGUUCUAGUCCUCGAAAGAGGAGGCUCCCCCUACGACAACCCCAACAUUUCCGACAUAGCCAACUUCGCCAGCACUCUUUCGGACACCUCUCCCACGUCCCCUGCCCAACAAUUCAUCUCCGAAGAUGGAGUUUUCAACACCCGAGCACGCGUCUUGGGAGGUGGAUCUGCCUUGAACGCCGGGUUCUACACCCGUGCUAGCACUGCCUACGUAAAGAAGGCUGGUUGGAACGAGACAUUGGUUAAGCAAUCUUAUGAAUGGGUAGAGAAAUUGGUAGCGUUUAAACCGCCGUUGUUGGGGUGGCAAUCGGCUGUGAGAAAUGGGUUGCUGGAGGUCGGGGUGUUGCCCAAUAAUGGAUUUACAUAUGAUCAUGUGGAUGGGACCAAAGUUGGAGGCACUAUUUUUGAUGGGGAGGGUCACAGACACACCGCGGCGGAUUUGCUCCAGUAUGCGAAUCCAACAAGGAUUACUGUUUAUUUGCAUGCAACUGUGCACAAGAUCUUGUUCACUUUUAAUAGCAAUGGAACAGGAAGAGCACGAGCAAACGGUGUGAUUUUCAAAGAUGCAAUGGGAGUGGAGCACAGAGCAUACCUAACAAAGAACUCCAAGAAUGAGAUAAUAGUUUCAGCUGGUGCAAUUGGAAGCCCACAGCUAUUGAUGUUGAGCGGUAUUGGGCCCGCUGAACAUCUAAAGGCCCAUGGAAUCAAGAUGGUGCUUGACCAGCCCAUAGUAGGCCUAGGGAUGGCUGACAACCCAAUGAAUGCACUCUUCGUUCCCUCUCCAAGUCCAGUAGAGAUGUCCCUCAUUCAAGUUGUGGGCAUCACCAAGUUUGGCAGCUACGUCGAAGCUGCCAGUGGACUUGACUUUGCUAAUUUCUGGGGUCAAAUGCUUUUAAGAGAUACUGGCCUGUUUGUAAAUCAGAGUGACCAACCCUACUUCACAGUACUGCCCGUGGAAGCAACUAACGAAGCUGCUCAAGCCAUAGAUUCUGUUGCCGACAUAAUUCUUAGAGGCGGAGUUAUACUUGAAAAGGUCACGGGUCCUCUCUCUACAGGUCAUCUCGAGCUUCGGAGCACGGAUCCAAAUGACAAUCCAGCAGUUACCUUCAAGUACUUCAAUGAACCAGAGGAUCUAAACAAGUGUGUUCAAGGCAUGAACACCAUUAUUAACGUUAUAAAUUCCGAGGGGUUUUCGGAGUUUCGUUAUCGCAGCGUACCUGUGCAAGUACUGAUAAACUGGAUGCUAAAUUUACCCCUGAACUUGAGGAGGAGACAUGCAAGCGCUGCAAUUUCCUUGGAACAAUUUUGCAUAGACACUGUGAUGACUAUUUGGCAUUAUCAUGGAGGGUGCCAAGUUGGUACUGUUGUGGAUCGUGAUUAUAAGGUUCUUGGUGUGGAUGCGCUAAGGGUAAUUGAUGGCUCGACAUUUUUAGGCUCACCUGGGACUAAUCCUCAAGCUACUGUUAUGAUGCUGGGAAGGUAUAUGGGACAGAAGAUUAUGCAUGAAAGGUAUUCCGACGGAAGCUAGGUCGAAAUAGAAAGAUGAAUAUCGAUGAUCGGGUCCUUUGCAUAUUUUAAGCACGGAAUAUUGUCAGCUGUAAUAUGUUAUAAUAUUUAUGCAUCUCAGUUAGACCUUAUAUUGUGUAUUUAUAUGAGGCGCCGAUCGAGUUAAAUUACACUGGAUGGAUCAAU